Geodia barretti is the source of this 3631-nucleotide messenger RNA. Lineage: Eukaryota; Metazoa; Porifera; Demospongiae; Tetractinellida; Geodiidae. The record is from the annotation of a GenBank genome assembly.
AUCACUAUUACGCAUGCGCAGUGUUGUCGGCGACUCUUAUAUAUCUAUAAAACCGCCCAAGUCUCGCUGGCUGAUCUGCUUGUUUGGCGAACAGAGACAGAGUUCAGACGAAGAGAGGGUCGGCGUUCCUUGCAAGGAGCGGCAGGCAAGAUUAUAGGAACUACGACCUAAUCAAUCCUGUCUGGCAGGAAGAGGGCAUUGAUUGGAAGCUGUACACGAGCAGUGGGGUGGAUGUCUUCCCCAGUGGAGGAGACUGAGGUGGUUGUGGUAGGUGGGGGUCCCGUGGGUCUAACAACGGCUGCCUCCCUCAACUAUCAUGGGAUCAAAACCAUAGUCGUUGAGAAGAAAACCGCGAUUUCGGUGCUGGCAAAGGCACAGUUUCUGUCUGGUCGUUCAAUUGAGCAUUACCGGCAGAUUGGACUUGAGAAACUGGUCCAGAAUGCAGCCUGGGCACGUGAUCAGCAGGUUACCAUUAGGAUAUGUAAUCAGGUUUUGAACGGCAACAGCCUUGUGCUUAACAAAAUAUCAUCCUGGGGUGAUAUAGUCGAUAAAAAACCGGGUUGCAAGUUUUUGUUUUACAAGGAAGGAAUGUCUGCUAGUGCGCCUCUUAUGUGCCCCCAGACAUCGUUAGAGCCUGCACUUAGAGAGCAUCUGGACGGGAAGGAAAACGUCUCCAUGCUUUGGGGGUGGGAGGUUGCAAAUCUCGAGCAGGAUGCAAACGGAGCAACCCUCACCAUAGUCAGUGGGGAGGGAGAGGAUCGGCGAGAGAAGCAGAUUCGGGCUAAGUUUGUCGUUGCUUGCGAUGGGGGUAGGAGCCCCCUACGAAGGCUACUCAAUGUUCAUACCUAUGGGGAUUUUGUAUUUGCUCGGGCUGUAAGCAUUAUGAUAAGAAGCAAUGAGGUUUUUGACAGGAUUCAGCAGAUUACGGGGCCCGGUCUUUUUAUUGUCAUUAACCAGCAAUUCUUUGCUGUGCUUGUUAAUGUGAAGGUUAAAGGCGAGUUUGCCACUCACAUUGUCCUACCACGUGGUACCACGGAUGAGAAAGUAAAUGAUAUUGUUAGUAAUCCGAGUCGAUAUAUCAACAUGAUUUUAGGCGAAAGGGUUGCACACACCAUAUCCGUUGUUUCUGCAUACAGUAUGCAUGGCUUAGUUACAACGGAGUUUGGUGUCGGCCGCUGUUUCUUUGCUGGUGAUAGCGCACACCAGUGGGUGCCCGCUGGGGGUCUUGGGCUGAAUACUGGCAUAGGCGAUGUCUUCAACUUGACGUGGAAGAUAGCGGCCGUGCUGAAGGGCUAUGGGGGGCCACAGCUCCUAAAGUCAUAUGAGGUUGAACGCAAGCCAGUGUGCGACCUUACACGGCGUUAUGCAAUGGCAUUGGCCCGAACUGCCGGUGGUGGCGGCAACUCAUCAGUACUUACUGGCAUUAUCCUCUCAAGCCCAAUAAUUACUUCUAUUCUGCGCAAGUUUUUAAACCCUGCAUUGGAUUCCCGCCUAGCAGCAGGCCAAAAGUAUGUAUUUGGGUUAGAGUAUCCCAAUUCGAAUGUGGUUGUCCAUGAGCACAAUCCUAAUGGAAAGCAGUAUCUUAGUAUCACCACUGAAAAAUAUGUCCCCACAUCAUUUCCUGGUCAACGUGCCCCCCAUGUUGCUUUGCCAGACCAGGAAACGAUCCUUGAUCUUUUUGGAAACGGCUUUGUGCUGUUGGUGAUAGGUGGGCAGAAGACGGACUGCGUACAGCUCAGGCAUGAACUGGAGAAGCGUAAUGUGCCGUUUUCAACUCACGCAUUUUCAAAGUUUACAGAGCUUGUUGCUCUCUAUGAUCGCAAGUAUUUCCUGGUUCGACCUGAUGGGGUCAUCUGUUGGCGCUCUGAUAUACAGCCAAGUGCUCACGAAGCCAGGCGUAUUGUUUCCAUUGUUUUAGGUGAUUGCCCACCACAAAGACUUUCACCUUUUCACCCGCAGAAACCGUCUUCUCAGUCUGCCUCGUUUGUCCUCGAUAUUAUUUUGGCUAGCGGUAUCGGUAGCCUUCUUCAUAAGUACGCCAGCCUCGAUUUCAAAGCAUCGUUGGGUGUAGGUUUGGGGUUGUUUUGGUUCUUGCGACGACGCAAAACCACACCACAGAUCACGGAAGAAAGUACAGGCCGACACAAGGCUGCAGUGAUAAAUGCCUUUGGCAAUGCUGAGGACGUGUUUCAAGUCGAUUCUAGGUUUACCCAAAAAUUUCGCGAGGACGACAUUUUGAUACGUGUUCGCGCUGUUUCAGUUAAUCCAAUCGAUGUCAAAAUUCGCAGAGGCUACAUUGCCUCACUUUUGAACAGAGUAGCUCGUUUAAAGGGAACUUCCAUGUUCCCCAUUCUCCUCGGUCGUGAUUGUUCAGGAGAAGUCAUUGCAGUGGGCGACAACGUUACAAAGUUUGUUUCGGGGGAUGAGGUCUAUGCGCUGAGUGGGUUUUCGGGAGGGACAUACGCUCAGUUCGCUGUUGUGUCUGCAGAAUCAGCUGCUCUUAAGCCCAAGACCAUCGACCACAGAGAAGCUGCAUCCAUUCCGUUUGUAGCUGCAACGGCUUACUCAGCGCUGGUCGAGAAUGUUGGUCUCAGCCGCACCAACACUCGUGGGAAGAAAGUGUUAGUUCAUGGGGGGACUGGUGGUGUUGGGUCGUUCGCUGUCCAGCUCCUGAAGGCCUGGGGUGCCACAGUUGCUGUUACAUGCUCAGCUGAGAAUGCAUCCUUGGCACGCAGUCUUGGGGCCGACAAAGUGAUUGAUUACAAAACAAGUGAUUUCACUCGAGAAAUCCAAUAUUACGAUGUGGUGUUAGACACCAUUGGCAGAUCUGGCUACGAGCGUCGCUCACUUAAAGUGCUCAAAAUGUAUGAUGGUGCCAGCUAUGUUACAAUAGUCACCCCCAAAGUCACAUUUCUCUCCAAGUUUCCCACCAAUUCUGGGUGCUAUUGCGUACUCGUGGUUCUAUUGCUUCAAGAUCAUCACGAACAGGAUUUUGGGUGGGCGAGGGUUCUAUUACUCGACUGCCAAUCCCAGUGGAAAGAUUCUCGAAGUUGUCUCGGAGAUGGUCGACAGAGGAGAGAUUAAACCAGUCAUUGAUGCGGUGUACGGUCUUGAUGAGAUAGUUGCUGCCCAUCAGCACGUCGAAGAAGGACAUACUAGGGGGAAAGUUGUGGUCACCAUGCCCUGACAACCUCACACAUUUUUUUUUUUUUUUUUUUUUUUUUUUUUUUGUAUCAGUAAGUUCUUACUGUGUAGUUCAUUUUACUUUAGAUGCACACCAUCAUGUGUUUAUACUAAUUCCUAAGAAAACCUGCCUCUGAAUUUACCAAUUCAGUGUACCAUGCUAAUAUCGACCAAAAUGUUGGACAAUGCCUUUUGCUUUGAUGCAGAACCUGUAUUCUCAUUUUCGUACAUGAUAAUUAGCGUGACCUUGCUUCACGUGUAUAUAAUCUCGGGCUGUACACAAGUACUUUUGUAAAAGCAUUUAAGACGUGUGUAUUGUGAUAGUCUCUGAGAAACAAACUGUAUUGCUCAUGUACGCAGUUAUAAUUGUUGUGAUAUAUAUAUACAAUUCCAUUUCACGGCUUUGGCCGCUAUCAGGCAGGUACUGACACAAAGCUGCUCGAUGAUG